UUUUCAUUCAUUAACCAGGAGCAUACUAUUUUCCAGGACCCCUCCAUUCAGAAGAGAUGCUGUGGUGCUUUCCUUUACCCACCCAAAAUGGAACACAGGAGACUACAUAGCUGAAGAAAUUACAAUCUCCCCACAAAUGAGGGACAUUCAAGUCUAAGUAGUUUCCAGCUGAAGGAAAAAUAACCAACAGCUUCUCCACAGGAUCGACUGGAACGGGGAAAACAUGAACAUCACUAACUGUACCACAGAAGCCAGUGUGGCUGGGAGAGCCAAGACCAUCACUGAGAAGAUGCUCAUCUCCAUGACUCUGGUCAUCAUCACCACCCUGACCAUGUUGCUAAACUUGGCCGUGAUUAUGGCCAUCUGCACCACCAAGAAGCUCCACCAGCCUGCCAACUACCUGAUCUGUUCUCUGGCCGUGACAGACCUCCUGGUGGCAGUGCUAGUCAUGCCCUUAAGCAUCAUGUACAUUGUCAUGGACAGCUGGAAGCUAGGGUACUUCAUCUGCGAGGUGUGGCUGAGUGUGGACAUGACCUGCUGCACCUGCUCCAUCCUCCAUCUCUGUGUGAUUGCCCUGGACCGGUACUGGGCCAUCACCAACGCUGUUGAGUAUGCCAGGAAGAGGACCGCCAAGAGGGCAGGACUGAUGAUCCUCACUGUCUGGACGAUCUCCAUCUUCAUCUCCAUGCCCCCUCUGUUCUGGAGGAGCCACCGCCAACUCAGCCCGCCCCCGAGUCAGUGCACCAUCCAGCAUGACCAUGUCAUCUACACCAUUUACUCCACUCUUGGGGCAUUUUAUAUCCCCUUGACUUUGAUACUGAUUCUCUAUUACCGGAUUUACCACGCAGCCAAGAGCCUUUACCAGAAAAGAGGGUCAAGCCGGCACUUAAGCAACAGAAGCACAGACAGCCAAAAUUCAUUUGCGAGUUGUAAACUUACACAGACUUUCUGUGUGUCUGACUUCUCCACCUCAGACCCUACCACAGAGUUUGAAAAGUUCCACACCUCCAUCAGGAUCCCUCCCUUUGACAAUGAUCUAGAUCACCCGGGAGAGCGCCAGCAGAUCUCUAGUACCAGGGAGCGCAAGGCAGCACGCAUCCUAGGACUGAUCUUGGGUGCAUUCAUUUUGUCAUGGCUUCCAUUUUUCAUCAAAGAGUUGAUUGUAGGUCUGAGCAUCUAUACCGUGUCUUCUGAAGUGGCCGAUUUUUUCACAUGGCUUGGUUAUGUUAAUUCUCUGAUCAACCCUCUGCUCUACACUAGUUUUAAUGAAGACUUUAAGCUGGCUUUUAAAAAGCUCAUUAGGUGCCGAGAACAUACUUAGAUUGUAAAAAACCAAAAGGCAUGAAUUUGACCAGCCUCCUGAGUAGACGGGGUUAAUUCUUGGACAUUGUUGAUUCAGAGCGUUUGUAAGUAUGUGUGGUCUUGUUUUUUUUGUUUGUUCCGUUUUGUUUGAGGCUCGUUAUUUGGUGUGCUGUUUUCUACUUCCGGUCCUGUUUGUGGUACAUAAUUUCAAAUAAACAUUAUCCUACAAAAACA
Myotis davidii is the source of this 1536-nucleotide messenger RNA. RefSeq names its product 5-hydroxytryptamine receptor 1E (gene HTR1E). Gene Ontology annotation, molecular function: neurotransmitter receptor activity; G protein-coupled serotonin receptor activity. Gene Ontology annotation, cellular component: dendrite; plasma membrane. The coding region runs from base 224 to 1321 and encodes 365 amino acids. The transcript has a single exon. The record is from RefSeq and is a predicted model, not a curated record. NCBI's taxonomy places the organism in Eukaryota, Metazoa, Chordata, Mammalia, Chiroptera, Vespertilionidae. Gene Ontology annotation, biological process: G protein-coupled receptor signaling pathway, coupled to cyclic nucleotide second messenger; chemical synaptic transmission.